UAUAAGACAUUUAUGGGAAAGUUGUCAUUUGAAUGAAUUAGGUAGUUUUAUGUGUUUGUAGUCAUCUCUGUUGACUCUUUACGUUUAUGUUUGGCUGUGUGUUCUGGCGAAAGCACGUUUACUAAGUUCGAACUGUGCGUUACUGUUAGCUUUGCAGCUAACGUUAUGUUAAGCUAACGUUUUCUAACAAAUACGGUACAUAACGCUACACCAACUACGCCACUGUCAUAUUAACUUUAGCCGUGCCACAGCUACAUAUAAUCUUUAGUCGUACCUGUGUCCUGGAUGUAAAGAGUGAGUGAGCAGGAUGGAGGACGAUGCGGGAGAUGUCCUGCGCUGUGACGAGCAGCUGAGGACUACACUGCACUAUGAUGACAAGGAGAAGCUUCGUAGGCACUUGGCACUUUUAAAAAGGGAGUACAUCAGGACAGCCCAGAGACUACAGCGUGCUGAGCGUUCAGAGGCAGGGAGGAGCAGGAGCAGAAAUGCACAGCAGAACCACUGGGACCGAAGAGGUUCAGAGAGGACAUCUAACCCCUGUCUUAACCCAUCUUCACUGACACUGGACACUAACAAUGGGACAGCCUCAGGUCCAGCAGAGUCUAAUAAAUCCAGGAGGAGCCAGGUGAUCCCGUUACUGCUCCCAUCUGAUGCUGCUUGCUGCUUACAAAACCCAGAUGCCAGCCAUGACACAGCUAGAGGUCACAGACCCAGUCCCGCCCUGCGCCUCAGAUCCCGACGCAGCCGCCUGCGGUGGGAACAGAGGAGUACUGAGGCUGGUAGGAGCACAGACAACAGUGAGGAAGGACAGGAGCAGAGUGAAAUGAUGGACAUUGCUAGAACAGAAGGAAGUGAGGAGGGAGUCACAACAGAGGUUGUGAAUGAAAGUGAAGAGCUAUUUUCUAGUACAGAAUCUGAGUCUCCCUCUCUGCUGCUUACACACUGGAACGCUUGUGGACAAACUCAAACAGGAGAUAUGGAGGGAAAAGAGAUACAACAAAAACAAAGGGAAAAGGAGACAGAGUUAGGAGCUGAAGGGAAAAAAGACUCGGAGUCAACCCCUUUUCUGCUCACAGGUUGGAACCCUGCUAUACACAUUGAAGAACAAGAUGGUACACAGAUUGGAAGAAGAAAGGAGACCGAGGAAGGAGAGAAUAGUAGACGACAGAGGGAUGGAAGACUGUGUGAAGACAGUCAUGAAAAAAAUCUUACAUAUAAUGUAGAUCACAUAAAAGAAGAAAAAAAUGAGAUGGUUGGAGGAGAGCAUGAUGUAAAGGCUGUGGGUCUCCUGGAUUCCUGUACCCUAGUGGAAGGACUACUUUUCCCAGCAGAGUACUAUGUCAGAACCACAAGACGUAUGACAUUGUCACAGAGCCAGCCUGACAUGCAGGCCGUCAUACUCUCCCAGCUGAGCACUGGACGACAUCGCAGAGGCUGGGGCCGCGGCCGAGGCAGAGGAUUAAAAAGGCACACACACAACCAUGAAGGUUCACAUCAACACUCUCAGACAGAUAGCUCCUCGCUUACAUCUACAUCUGUAGGUCCUCAUAUGGAAUCGCAGGCUGCUGACACAUCAGCUGAGCUGAACAGUCAGAGCUCCAGUGAGAUUUCAAAUAAAAUCUCAGCAUGUCAGAUCAACAUGGAUGCUUGUUUUUCUCCAACGGUCACUGCUGCUCGUCCAGUAAGAGGUAGGAGGAGGAAAAGAGGUAGGGGUAGAGGGAGACCUCAGACCCCACGAUGCUCUGUUAGUUUAGACACCUGUCAAGUAGGCUUUGCUGAAACCUCAGACGAUCCCCAGCCCACCAGCUCUCUGGUCUCUUCGUCCCCGUCUCUCCAUGGAGCUGAUGGACCAAAGCCCUGCCUCAGUCAAGGAGAAGUUGUGCCAGUGCCAGACAACCCCCAGCCUGCAUCCACCCACAUCACAGCUACGCAGUCUUCUUCUGGAGUUAAUGGAGCUCAGUCUAGCUCUACCUCUGCACAUCUGGAGGUCUAUCCCAUCUUUGUGAAGAGCAGCGGCAGGACUAACAGAUCCUCACAGAUGAGUAGAAGUGCAGCAAGCUGGCGAUCUCUCCUUUUGCCCUCCUCUCCACCUGCCCAAACCCCUCUGCUUCCUCUCCCCCCUCUGUCCUCUGGCCCGUUGGUCAACAACCUGAUGAACUUUGACAUUCUGCAAGAUUUCCAUCUCCCCGAUGACCAGUUUGCCUCUCUAAAGCUGCACAAGCUCCGCCAAGUCGCUGUGGAAUCAGGAGUUGAACAUUUUACAUCCCCGUCUUACAACACACGUAGUAGCAACAGGCGUUCUGACACUCGCUUCAGUGGCAGCAGCAAUGAGCCAGUGAUGCCUCUUCCUGUCCCACUCAGCCUCACGCCCACAAUCACACAUUCACCCCAUCCCACUAGAGUAAAACAAGCUGCUACAAUGUCCGUAGACUUUGAAAACUUGUCGAUAGAUUGCAAGCUUACAGAUAAAUUGACAAGCCAGUCCUUACCUGAAGAGUCAACUGACUGGGAAAACCCUGGAGAGCAGCAGACUGAAAACCUUCACCCCGAGUGUCAGACUCACACCACCUCAACAGAAUCUGUGUCGCUGGUCCAGGAUUGUGCUGCAGACUGUGUUGAUCAAUAUAAACAGAAAAAGACUGUGAUUCUGAAUUCUCCUAGCCAGAGUAGCGCCUCAGCCUGCAACACACACAGAUCUAUCGAACGAUUUGCCAAACCACAGCCUCUCGUCAACUUUGCAGACACCCCUGCAGGUGUGAAAGAUUAUGUCAUCGGGCCCUCUGAUAGACUAACAGAGUCUAUUGUCAUGUCAUCAGAGAAACAAACAGAUUGUCCUGGUGUAGUCCAUGCUUUUGAGGAUCAGAGGUCUACAAACCUCCAAACAGAAGACCAAGCUAUCAUUAAAACUCUUUCCUUUGACUGUUCCCUAGAGAAAACCCCUGAGGAGCCGUCUAACAACUGCACUGCUGUGCGGACAUUAAAUGACAUUGAAGCUCCAGGAGAGUCUCCUGGGCAGCAUCUGAAUGUGAAAUCCCCUGCCAAAGAUAUAGAGAAAUCCUCUGAACCCAGCACAAGUCCCCUCACAGAAAACAGACAUCAGGACGAGUGUUUACCGCACCACAGUGUCCAGUCCCAGCUCCUGUUGAGCCAUCCUCUGGCAUCAGCACACAGCCCCUGUGUUAGACCACACCUGCGCUCCUCUGCCCUUCCCUCCAGCCCCGCACUACCAUCACUAGGACUCACCCCCUACGCUGUCCAUGCUGCCCUCCCUCUGACCUCCUCUCCCUCUGCCCCAGCUCUCACCCUGCCUCCCCCUCAUACCCCAUCCACCCAGGUCCUCUCCCCUCCAGCUCUUUCUCUCUGCCCAUCCCUCACUUCCAUCCCUGCUAGCCAGUCCCCCACCUCCCCAGCUGGUCAGAUCCAGAAUUCACCUGAGCCUGCUACCUGCAUGACUGUCUUCAGCAUCCAGUCACAGGGCUCAGGUGGGCAGGUGGGCCUGAGAACAGAGGAAACAGCGGAGGAACACAUGAUGAGAUGCACACACACACGUUAAAGGUAAACUGAUGACCCAGCAGGAGGCUUUCUAGUGGAUGCCUGCUGUCUGCACGGAUCAUCUGGUGGGUUGUGUGUAGCAGCAGCUGGAAAGUGGGCAGUGUGUCUCUGGAGUCAGACUUCAGUGUCUGAUUGGAGCUUAGCACACACCUGGGCCUUCAGCGAGCCAGUGAUCAAUGUGUUUCCUGUCCCGGAUGCUGCUGGACUCAUAUGUGUGACUCUGGGUCAGUUAGAAAUCAGAGAAGUGAGGAUUCUGUCGUGCUCCAGCCUUUUGCAAGUGCUGCUCCGCGAGGGGCUUAUCCAGGCUGUUGUGGGCGUGUCCAAGUCCAGAGUGGUUACCUCCUGCCACUCGGCUUCUGGUUCCACCCUGCAGGUGUUUACACUAUCAGACAAUGGCAGCACACCGAGCCCUCAGCCUCUUGUGUCUCCUGGUGUUUGUGUCGGGGCACUCGCUACUGUGGACGGACUCUCAGAUGCUCUGAUCGGCACAGAUGAGGCUGGACGCCUCUUUAUCUGGAAUUUAAAGACUGGACAGCUGCUGCGGAGAAUCCUCCUUGGAGAUGGUUUAUCACACACGGCCUGCCUCAGAGGAUACUCCUACUGUGGAGUGUUAUUUGUCCUGCUGCAGCACCAGUUGCUCAACUCACUGGAGGAAGAGGAAAGAAAGGCCACAGCAAAAGAUCAAAUGUUUCUGGAGGAGGAGAAGGAAGAGGAAAGGACCGCCCUGUUCUCCUUGGUUGCUGUUAACCCUCUGAGUGGAAAAUCUGUCCAGGCUACCCUUCUGUAUCCGCCCAAGGCCUGGUCUGGCAGGCUGUGUGAAGCCGACGUGAACAGCUCCAGCGUGGUGGGCCUGAGUCAGAGCGGCUGUGUGUGUGUGUGGGAGCUCGGGCGCCAGCGAGCCGCGAGGAUGGUGUGGGCUCCUGAGAGCGAUGGCUGGCAGCUGGCUCGAUGGGGGGCGGGACAUACGCUGGUGACUGGACAUCACAACGGAGACGUUACCUUACACUGCUACAGUACGAGCCAGACUUCACUCUGCCACAUUAAAGACUUUUCAGUCGCUUUUAUCAAUUAAAAAGGUAUUUCUGUCACUGUAUGAAUGUUUACAUGGAGAUUUUAACACCUUUUAAAAUACUUCAGGUCACAUUUGUUCAUUCUACCAGAUUCUGAAUGCAUUGCAAAAAGGUUCUGUGGUUUCCUUUUCCACUGUAACCUCUAGGCCCCUGUACUGCGAAGAUAAUGACACUUAUGCACUGUAAAUUGAACAUAUUCAACAUGUCAUUGGCCUGCUGGUAAAGCUUUAUUUAGAAAAUCAUAACCUCAAGAUGGAUUGCUUCUAAAUUGCACUUGUUCUCCUCCACCCUUUGCAUAUGUCUACACUAAAGUUUUUAGAGCGCCAGCAUCACAUACUGAGCCCCUGUGUGUGAGGAUGUCUGCUUGAUGGUGGGUUUUCAUUUUUAGACCACUUUAACUCCAGUCUGAAAACCAACUUUGUGUUUUAUUAAUGCUGCUUAGCCUUACUGUGCUUACUUGAAUAUAUUGUUUAUAUUUAACGAAAAAGAAGUGUCAAUGUUUGUUUUUACAUGCAACAUUAAACAUUUGUGAAUAA
This is a messenger RNA of Micropterus salmoides (largemouth bass), 5158 nucleotides long. RefSeq names its product partner and localizer of BRCA2 (gene palb2). Gene Ontology annotation, biological process: double-strand break repair via homologous recombination. Gene Ontology annotation, molecular function: DNA binding; protein binding. The record is from RefSeq and is a predicted model, not a curated record. NCBI's taxonomy places the organism in Eukaryota, Metazoa, Chordata, Actinopteri, Centrarchiformes, Centrarchidae. The transcript has 12 exons. Gene Ontology annotation, cellular component: nucleoplasm.